Messenger RNA from Oldenlandia corymbosa var. corymbosa, 747 nucleotides. Lineage: Eukaryota; Viridiplantae; Streptophyta; Magnoliopsida; Gentianales; Rubiaceae. The record is from the annotation of a GenBank genome assembly.
AUGGCUUCAUUUCCCCUUGUUUUCUUGCUCUUAUUCUGCUUCCGUAUUGCAGAAUCUGCAUACAUUGGAGAGAUUAUCACUUCGUUUUGUAAUGAGAACUCCACCUUAGCAAGUGCUCAAAUGUCAGCAAACAUCGAUGUGGUGUUGGCUCAAUUAGACGCAAACACUGCUAAAAAUGAUGGGUUCAGCAUUUCCACUUAUGGCCAAGGUAAAGACACGGUUUAUGGGUUGGGACAAUGCAGAAAAGAUGUAAAUUCAUCUGCUUGUUCCACCUGCAUUCAUAAUGCAGCUGGUUAUAUUCGUCAGAGUUGCUAUUACUCCGCUAAUAGCACCGACGAAAGGAUUUAUUACGAUAGUUGCCUUUUGAGGUAUUCUGAUCAGAAAUUCUUGGGAAUAUUUGAUCCAUCUAUCUAUAUCAACUUGCCCUAUGGUGACAAGGCUCACAAGGUGAAUAAAAACCCCGAAUUCUUCCGGAAACAAGUCGGGAUUCUGAUGAACGACAUCAUUUCGCAAGCGAUUGUGCCGGGUAAUAAAGGGUUCUUCGGCAAAGGAAGCAUUGCGAUAUCGGCAUCUGAAACUGUUUAUGGAGUGGUUCAGUGCACUCAGGACGUGUCAACCAGUACUUGUUCAACUUGUCUGAAUACAGGACUUUCUAAUUUUCCCAAACUCUGCAGGAAGCUGAAAACCACGGGAUGUCGGAUUCAAUAUGGCAGCUGCUUUCUGCGUUAUGAAACCGAUCCGUUUUAA